Messenger RNA from Exophiala aquamarina CBS 119918, 1614 nucleotides. RefSeq lists its product as uncharacterized. Gene Ontology annotation, biological process: sterol metabolic process. The record is from RefSeq and is a predicted model, not a curated record. NCBI's taxonomy places the organism in Eukaryota, Fungi, Ascomycota, Eurotiomycetes, Chaetothyriales, Herpotrichiellaceae. The transcript has 3 exons. Gene Ontology annotation, molecular function: monooxygenase activity; heme binding; oxidoreductase activity, acting on paired donors, with incorporation or reduction of molecular oxygen. Bases 1 to 1614 code for a protein of 537 amino acids.
AUGGAUGUCCUCGCCAACGCCUCUAGCUUUGCCUCGCCUCUUGCAAAUGCUGAUUUGAACUUUCAGGCGUUCCAGUCCACGGGUCUUUUGGCAAGAGUCAGCGCGCAGUUUAAUGUUUGGACCGUCCUGUUGAGCCUGCUCGUGCUCGGUGCUACAUAUGAUCAAUUCAGCUACCAGUUUCGAAAAUAUGGCAUUGUUGGUCCCGCCUGGAAAAUGCCCUUCAUCGGCCCGUUCUUGGAAUCGGUGAAACCAGAUUUCAAAAAAUACAAGGCUAAGUGGGAAAGUGCUGAUCUGAGCUGUGUCUCGGUUUUCCACAAAUUUGUGGUGAUCGCAUCCGAUCGAGAUCUCGCUCGAAAAGUCUUCAAUUCUCCCGCUUUCGUGAAACCGACCGUUGUGGACAUCGCUCCCAAGAUUCUGCGACCGACCAACUGGGUCUUCUUGGAUGGUAAAGCUCACGUGGAUUAUCGAAAGGGUCUCAAUGGCCUGUUCACGCGUCAAGCAUUGGAAAUCUACCUUCCAGGUCAAGAGGAGGUCUAUGAUAAAUACUUCAAAGCAUUCUUGAAGAUGUGCAAAGAGCGUGGCAACAAACCAACCGCGUUUAUGCCGGAGUUUCGAGAACUCAUGUGUGCUGUCUCUUGUCGCACUUUUGUCGGACACUAUACUUCGGAUGCAGUGGUCAAGAAGAUCGCCCUCGACUUCUAUCUGGUGACGGCGGCUCUGGAACUGGUCAACUUCCCGGUCAUUAUUCCCUUUACCAAGGCCUGGUACGGCAGGAAAUCUGCCGAUAUGAUCUUGGAUGAAUUCGCCAAGUGUGCAGCAAAAGCAAAGGUCAGGAUGGCCGCCGGAGGCAAUGUGACCUGCAUUAUGGAUGCGUGGGUCAAGCAAAUGCUGGAUUCCGCACACUACAGAGAGAGGAUCGCUCGUGGUGAAGAGGUUCCCCCAUCCGAGAAGCCACCUCAGAUCCUCCGUGACUUUACCGACAGCGAGAUCUCUCAGACCAUUUUCACAUUCCUGUUUGCGUCGCAGGAUGCCACCUCAAGUGCAUGCACAUGGUUGUUCCAGAUCAUGGCCGAUCGCCCAGAAAUCCUGGAAAAAGUCCGUGACGAGAACUUGCGUCUUCGAGACGGAGAUCGCAACAAGCCCUUCGACAUGGACAUGCUCGAGUCGAUGGUUUGGACACGAGCCGUUGUCAAGGAGACUCUUCGAUAUAGGCCUCCAGUCAUCUUUGUGCCAUAUGUGGCCAAAAAGGAUUUCCCCGUCACUCCUGAUUAUACUCUAAAGAAGGGGUCCAUGAUUAUUCCUGCCUUAUGGCCCGCCACUCAUGAUCCUGAAGCAUAUCCCAAUCCUGACAGCUUUGAACCCGAGAGAUGGAUCACCGGUGACGCCGACAAGCAAGUCAAGAAUUGGAUGGUGUUUGGUACCGGGCCUCAUUACUGCCUUGGUCAGACUUAUGCUCAAUUAAAUUUGAUGGCGAUGAUUGGCAAGGCAAGUGUCAUGAUGGAUUGGGUCCACGAGCCGACAGCAAUCAGUGAAGAUAUCGAGGUGUUUGCAACCAUUUUCCCCCAGGUAAGACCAGAAUCCGCGGACUUGACAGACCAGACAGCACUGACAUGA